AUGGAGACCAUGUUCCAAGAAACUCAGUGCCUGGAUGUGCUCACAAGAGGUGUGCUUGCCAGAAACAUGAACAUGCCUGAAUCCAAGGUGCGGAAGUGCUUUAACAAUAGGAGAGCCAAACAGAGGGCCAGUGAGAAGAAAGCUCAGAUUUCCUCACUUUCAGAUGCGAAAGCACCCCUGGUCUUGCCCUCUGGGGAGGGAAGAAAGGGGGAAGAGAGUGACCGGUUGGCCCCUGGCCUGGCAGCCUCAGCAGCAGAAUGGAGAGGAAUAGAACUGGAGGACCGGGGGAGAAAGCGGAAGAAAGGAGAAAAGCCUUCUGCUGUAGAAACUUCCGGCGUCACAGAUGAAUGGGCCCAAGAGGGUGUCAGCAGCAGUAGUGGAAAGAAUGAGUAUAGGCCCCAGAAGCCAGUCCCUGAGCAUAGGUGGGACGCUGGGGAUGUGCAGCAUGUGUCAGGGCUGAUGCCUCGUGUCCAGCAGAUGCAACCUGUGGGAUCCUGGGUACAGUCUGUGUCCCAAAUGGAGCCUGGUGUACAGCCUGUGACCACUCCUGUGCCCCAUGUGCAGCCUAUGCCAAUCAGUGUGGAUGAAAUGAAAUAG
Mastomys coucha (southern multimammate mouse) is the source of this 597-nucleotide messenger RNA. RefSeq names its product homeobox protein OTX1 A-like. The coding region runs from base 1 to 597 and encodes 198 amino acids. The transcript has 5 exons. NCBI's taxonomy places the organism in Eukaryota, Metazoa, Chordata, Mammalia, Rodentia, Muridae. Gene Ontology annotation, molecular function: DNA binding. The record is from RefSeq and is a predicted model, not a curated record.